UAGAGAUUAAGAUUUUUGCACUUUCCGCGUUUCAUGGAGAUGGCGGAGAAGAAAUGGAGAAGACCUGGACGAGCAGCCUUGGUUCUUUGUGUCAGUGUGGUGGCUAUGUCACCAUCUCUACCCUCUAGCCUGAGCUUCUUGAACGCUCAUAGGCUGGGGGCCAGGUCCCGUAGACGGAGUGCUGAAAUAGCUUUGUCAGCCACAUACUCGGCCAGUCCAGGUGAGGAGUGGACACCUGAAGAGGAGCAGCAGGUCAUGGAGGAGGUUCUUGGUCGAGUGCCUGCCUCCAGCAAGGAGACCUCCUCCUUAGCGGCCGAGACAAGAUUGCUCAGAAAGCAAACUGAGGAACUUGUGAAGGAACUUCGUCUACUUCGGGAGUCCCUGGCCGAGCGCAAGGGCACAUCUCCAUCGCCAGCACCAGCCAAGAAAACGUCAGUGGCAGCUCAGACAGCAGCUCCUGCACCUGAGGCACCACCGGAACCAGCAGUAGCACCAGUGACCCCUUCCCCAGCACCAACUGUGGCCAAGGAGAGUGUGGCUGCUUCACCAAAGGCACCAUCACCGCCAGACCCAGAGCCAACACAAAAAACUGCACCAACGGAUUCCACAAGUGUGAGGGUUGUCAGUGCAGGCCACGGGGAUGGCAACAUUGCAGACUUCUUCUUGAAUGACAAGAAGAUUGACAUUAGAGGGGAGGCCGGUAGAAGAGGUAUCAAUAUGGUCGUUCUUGAUCCAGAGACUCAGCAAGUUGCAUCAAGAAAAACCUACGAUGUGUGGGCUGACCCACAGACGGAGAACACACGGCUAGCUGGAGAUAUCAGCAGCCUUCCAGAUGGCCGCAUCGUGCUGGUGGCCUGUAGGGACUCUGGCAUGGAAAACCUGGAUGCCAAAGCCAUUGCAGCACUUUGGAGUGCUGGUGCCACAAUUCCCGGUGGGAAGGAGCGUGAAGGCUAUGCGCUGAUUGGCGUGAAGGGCGGCGAUGCCCUUGGGGAGGAACAGGGUGGCAAGGUGGAAACUUCAGCAACCGUGCCCUUCUUCGUGCGGCACCCGCCGCCGCUGGCUCCAGCGCCACCUCCACCCCGAGUGACACCCCAACCAAAGGAGUUCAGCCCACCUACGUGGGCAACAGCUGCACCAGCUGCAACAGCUGCACCAGCUGCACCAGCACCCAAACCUUCGACCUUCCCCACAGCCCCACCGACGGCUGAACCGACACAAAAGGUGCGAGUGCCAAAGCUGCAGGUGGACCCACAAGGAACGGUGACCUACCAAGAUGAGUCGGUGGAGCGGGAUGGCAAACCAGAGGAACAGGGCCAAAGCUGGCAAGAGGUGGUGCUGAUGCUUGAUAAACUGCAGGAGAAAAUCAAGGCCAAGCGGUUAGCAGGGCUUUCAUGACAUGCCAAUGAGGGAAGCAUAUGGAAGAAUUUGAUGUUACGCUGCACUAGUCCGAGAUUUGGGUGUCAACUGACACAUACUUUCUGCAGGCUCAACAGGUAGCUGCGUGACAGCUCACCAACCAGCAGAGGUUUUGGCUUCGCCAGAUGAAGAAGCUCUGGCUUGCUUAGGAAUAUACAAAGACCAAAGUCACAUUGGCAGUGUUUCGUGCGUAUACGUUCCAGUGCGAAUGUGUUGCGAAGCAACUGCUGCUGUUGGUAUUAAAGAUCGC
Messenger RNA from Durusdinium trenchii, 1666 nucleotides. The record is from the annotation of a GenBank genome assembly. Lineage: Eukaryota; Dinophyceae; Suessiales; Symbiodiniaceae.